Phaeodactylum tricornutum CCAP 1055/1 is the source of this 1741-nucleotide messenger RNA. RefSeq lists its product with no specific name. Lineage: Eukaryota; Bacillariophyta; Bacillariophyceae; Surirellales; Neidiaceae. The transcript has a single exon. The record is from RefSeq and is a predicted model, not a curated record. The coding region runs from base 44 to 1378 and encodes 444 amino acids.
CACCAGUCCGUGGUGUCGAGCGUCACGGAAACGACCGAUCGGAAUGCGCCGUCGGACCGGGAACAUUCCGUGCCGGGGCGUCUGCGCCCUCCUCGUCUCGGGCUGGUGGUGGUGGCGGAACGACAGAGUGUGGCGUUCCGACACACCGUCCGCUACGGAUACGCUGAUUCCAUCCCGUCCCAUGGCCUGGCACGGUCCUUCCUCGCGGUCCCGACAACAAAGCCAACGAUCCACGUCCGACUCGCUCGCGGCCUGUCUUUUGAUCAAAGACGACAACGACAUUCUCGACGAAUGGAUUGCCUACCAUUAUCACGUUUGGAAUCUCCGUCAUUUGCUCGUCGCCGUCGACCCCAGCAGUCGUACUUCGCCCCGCGCGACUCUCACGCGUUGGACGGAAGUGACCGAUCUGGAUGUGCGAGUCUGGGACGACGUCGAUUAUCUGCCGGAAUCCUUCCGGACGCUCGGUUACCACAUUCCACCCCGCUACGUCUCGGGCGACGCCCAACGCUCCCAGUGGCACGUGGGUCACGAAUCGGCCGCGCAAGUCGUCGCCGAUCGCACCCGUAUCAACAAUCACCGCUACCGUCAAGUCACACUCCUCACACACUGUUACCGCCACUGGCGGGAGCGGAACGCAACCUGGGUACUCCACGUCGAUACCGAUGAAUAUUUGACCCUCAAUCCAAUCCGGCGUCGGCCACACACGACGGCAGGGUCGCCCGUUGUACCGGUCAAGCUCGUCCAGCCCGGCUGUUUGUUCCGGUUCUGGAACGCACUGCUCCGGGAUAACGUCCAAGCCCGCGCCGCCAACGCUCACCAUUCUUGCGUGUCCAUGCCGCGACUCUUGUUUGGUGCGAUGGAAACCAAUCGUUCGGUCGUCACGACGACAACCACUGCUGGCACAGCCGCCGCGAAUCCCCAACGCUUCGAAACCCUCCGCUGGCGCUACCACGCUGCCUACAACGAUACCGUCUACAACGCCCAACCCAAAACACUAGUGGACGUCUCCCGGGUACCCGCCCCCGACGAACUCUGGCAACAGGCAUUUUCCAUACAUCGACCAUCCAAAGUAUUGUGUCGACGCAUCGAGCAACUCAAUCUGCGCACACCGAACCGUUACCCCCUCGCCGUCUUUCACUACCUCGGAACCUGGGAACGCUACGUUGCGCGUAACGAUACGCGCCGCUCCCGACGUGUCUACGACGCCAAGGCCGCCGCCGGUGCCGGUGGACGACCCGAAGAUUCCAUGGAGGACUGGUUCGAUGGCUGGGUACACGACGUCGGGAUCGAGACGGCGCGCUAUUUGUUGCGCGACUAUUUCCGCUACCCCGGAAACUCUGUCACAAAUGCGUCACGGUACUACGACACGUUGGCGUAGCGUUGUUCCUAACCGUGAUAGGCACGGAACGCAAGAAUUGGUUCCAAGCUAGUCAAGAACAAUUGUGCCUCUCGACAAACGACGUAAGGAGAUACAGUCAGACUGCUUGGCGCCUUUACAUCCACGCAGCCAAUCCUACUGGACGACGAGGAAAGUCCAAGACCUUUCCAUGGACCACGGUAACUAUCUCAUUGCUCGACGGGGAUAUUUUACAAACACGAUAACAUUUUGGAUCAGUUAAGCUUGAGUAAGCUUGCUUCCUCGGAAACACACACGACAACUACUACGCCAAUCAGUAGACUAAGUGAGGGGAGGGGAUACGCUGGUUUCCUUCGACCUCGAUAGAUUUGUGGACUCUCGUCG